AUUUCCAAAAUUAGCAGUGAGUGCAAAUCCAAAGACGAGCGCCCUCAGCGUUGAGGGCUUUAUAAUAUGCAAUAGUCAGCAUUUAAUUGCAACAAGCUCGGCGGCCAGCAAACACAGCAACAACAGCAACAACAACAACAAGAACAACAACAACAACGAAAAGAUGAAUUCAGCGAGUGUGGAAUUUGAGGAUGUGGAUGAUGAUCCAAGCGGCCAGGAGCUGUUUAUGGCGAAGCGUAUGGAUAACUAUCCGCCAUGCAAUGGCGUUGACGUUGACAUCAUCAGACGCAAAUCGACGCUAAACAUGGGGCACAACAAGGUCUGCAGAUGUGCAUCGCCGUUGUACCCGCAACGACGACGGGCACCGUCGGGUCAGCUGAUGUUCGAGCGUCUGUUGUCGCACGAACGGAAAGGGGAACGAUUGCUGGUGCCGGAUCUGGCAACGGAAUGGUUUCGCAAACAGAAGAUCUUUCUCGACACUGUGUCGCCGGAGGAGCAGCAGCUGGCCAAGCGGCAAACGGACGAGUGGCCAGCACUAAUCGGCUAUGGCUGCGAUUGCCGGCGCUGUGGCUGUGGCAAUGAGGCCAACUUGCAGCAUAGUGGACAGUAUUUAGAUUAUUGCCAGGAGCUGCGCAGGCGUCGCUUAUUGCUGCAGCGACAGCGACGGCAGCGGCAGCGGCGUCAGGGCGGCUACACCGAACCAAUGGUCCCGGCAAGGCAGGCCGACAAUGAGAUGGCACAAGAACAACAGCAGCAGCAACUGCAGCAACUGCAGCAGCAACAGCAGCAGCAACUGCAGCAGCAACAGCAGCAACAGCAACAGCAGCAGCAGCAACAGCACCAACAACAGCAGCAACAGCAGCAGCAGCAACAGCAGCAACAACAGCAGCAACAGCAGCCGCAGCAGCAGCAACAGCAGCAGCAACAACAGCCGCAACAACAACAUCCGCAGCAGCAGCAACAGCUUUCGCAGCCCACAAACGGUCACUCCACGGAGCAUCGCCAAUGCAGUCUCAAGUCAUGCGCCUGCAACUUUCAGGCGGACGGACAGCCGAUGGGCGAGGAGUGCCGCCAGGCACUGCGUUGCCGGAUGGAGUCGUCACUGAUGCGCCUGCGCAAUAGAUCCAAUUUGCGCGGCAACACGCAACAUCGGCGGCGACUCGAUCCGGCAAGAUAUCGCCGCAUUUCGCCCGAGUUUUACAGGCUGCUCAAGAGCUACGAGGAUGGGAUGAGUGAACGCUAUCCGCUGUACGGCGUGCGCAGACGCUACUGCAGCAGCAGCAGCAGCAGCAAGCCAACCGUCAAGGUUGCUUGUGCCGAACAGCAUCCAGCCGAUGAACUGCACAGACAGAGGCGGCAGCGGAGCCAGCAGCAGCAACAGCAGCAGCAGGAGUCGGAGGAUGUUUGCGACUGUUCGUUGCUGAGCGUUGCUGAGAGCAACAGCCAGUGUGACCGGGUGGAAUGCGAGCGAAACAAUUGUGAGCAAGUCUUGACGAUGGCGGACUGCACCAGAGAUCUGUGCGAUCAGAACGAAUGCUUGGCGAAAGACGUCGUUGGUGUCAACUCUCAGAUGGACGGAGCGCAAAUUGUAGCUUGUACAGAUGACAGUUGUCCAAGCCGUGAAGAAGAUGCGGGAACAGCAGCAAAAAUAGAAAUCGAAACCAAUCAACAUGAGCUCAGCAGCCAGCCAGAACCAGAGCCACAGCCGGAAGUCAAGGAAGUCAAGGAAGGCAAGGAAGCCAAGGAAGUCAAGGAAGCCAAGGAAGUCAAGGAAGUCAAGGAAGUCAAGGAAGUCAAGGAAGCCAAGCCUGCCGGCAUGUUGUCGGGCCCAUUGGCGAAGCAGACGCGACUGGGACGUCGGGCAGCGAUUAAGACGCCAAGCAAGCGAAAUGGUAUUUUGGGCAGCAUGGCGGGUCUGUGCAAGCGUGUCAUGCAGCCAGGACGUCAUCUGCUCUACAACUUUAGCACGCUGCAGCGGAAGUCAACGGCGUAUGAGACACUGGUGCAAGCACGACAACAACCGGCACUGACCAAUCAGCCCAACCAUCGGCAGAACGUUGCGGAGCCCAUGUUCUUCUCGCGGCAACCGAAACGCGGCAAUUGGCAACGGGAACCAGACUGGAAGACAGCACAGGCUGCAACGGACAACAGUUGCACGCCUAUUCGCUUCCACUCAAUGUGUUGCAUGCACAGCAACCAGUGGCAAGCAACAGAAUCAGAAGCAAAAAAUAGCUUAGACAGCAUACAGAUGCAAACAGAGCAAAUAUGCUUGGAGAACGUGGAGCACAAUACCGUUGCAGGCCGGUUUCCUGUGAUAGAACCGAUUACCGCUGAGACGCAGCUGAAAGAUGGUCCAGCGACGGAGAUUGUGGCCGGAUUGGCCAAUACGAUGGUGAGUCGAGCAGCCCCAGUUUGCCGCAAAGGCAAAAUGAAACGAAGCUAUGCACCCGGUUCCGAUUACGCAGAGCUAAUGCGUUUGGUGGCCCGGAAGCGGGCCAAAAUACGACAGUCCAAGCGUGGCAGGGUCACCUUCGCUGAUCGGUAUCGCAACAGUGACACGCAGCCGCCUGCAGACCCAGCCAGAACUCGCAGCACGAGUCCAGUGACGCGAAAGCGACGCAAAAGCAAUAGGAACUCGCCGUUCCUUGAGAUCGAUCAGCUGUCCAUGCCCCGCAACAAUCGAUUGGAGUUGACAUCCAGAUGCAGACAGCAGACACAAGAAUCGGAUGAAAGCAUUACUUCGGAUUAUGAGCGCAAUAACAAUGACUUUAGCUGCAGCAGGGAAUACUCCUACGAUGAAGCCGACUGGCAGACAAAUGGAUCACGUAGCUACGAGCGUUCCUAUGGAACUGCGAGGAAUCCAAACAGCUCUGCUGGCUCUGCUAGAUGCUGUGCAUCGAGAAGCUCAGAAAACGGCAGGCAGGCAUCAGACAACGACGUAUCUGCGAUGCGACAUGGCUCGACUUGCAACACUGUUCAGCAAUCCAAUUACCUGGAUGAACCUGGAAUGGACCAAGUUAGCUCCAAUGUUGUACAACUGAAUGUGGCAAGUGGACGUCGCUCGCAACAUGGUUUUGAGCAGGAAUUGCAUGGCGUGGAUAGCAUGUAUAACAAACGUGACUUGCAGCGAUAUCCAAGUGAUGACACCUCCAUAGAUACGGCGGAGCAGGUGGCAAAUAUCACCUGUUUUACGGUGAACCAUCCGUCGCAGAACUCGCUUGACGCCAGUCAGGCGCCGUCAAAGUCACAGAGAUCGGUCCCGAGCAGCAUGUUGCCCAAGCUCUUUACACGCAAGCCACCCAUCAAUGAGCAGCUGUUGAGAAUGCGCGAGGCGACGGCGCCAAAGAUCAAGAUGCGGGUGCCACACGUGAAAAUGCAGUGCUCUCUGCGCACACGUCGCCCGGAGCCGCCGCCGCCAUCUCGAGUGCUGUGUCCGCAUCGGAGCCAGCAAUGGCAACGCCUCCCAAUGAUGCAGCCAAUGUUGGCCGAUGAGCCGGACAAUCAACAGAAAGAGAAGCAGCAGCAGGAGCAGAACCAGUUGCUGGCACAGCAGCGUUACGAUCGACCCAUACAAAUACACACGGAUCAGUCGAGGCUAGAGAGAAACUUUCAAAAACGAUACAAUAGAGAGAUCGAUAACGAUAACGAUAACUAUCUGUCAACACAUUAUAGUGAUGAAGUCAGCAGCGGCCGCUCUCGUUCCGGCUGCGAUAUGCAGUUUCGAGACGACGAACAACGCCCGACUGGCCCAAGUGUAUCGCACCAGUUGGCCAAGACCCUAGGCGAGAAUCCAUUGAGUCCAUUGAGUAAGUGCAGCCAUUGCAAUAGGAGCCCUAUCAAGAAGAGUAGGUUGAAGGCGAAGAGCUAUGCCACGCCCUGGAAUCUGAGAGACGAGGCCGAGCAGGAUGAUGUUGGUACUGAAUUAAGACAUAGGUUUCGACAGCCACAAGCGGACAGCGAACACAAACUGGCAGCUGAGCAACAAGUCGAGCAUCACCGAAGACGCUCACAGGCUAGAAUAGCUUUCCCAUCUACUGCUACUGAUGUGGCCAUGCAGGCCAAUCGGGGCGUAACAAGAGGCAUGGCUGCCAAGCGUAGCAAGCAGCAAGUUUUUGAGAAUUUCUAUAAUGCCUUCAGCGAAUCCUUUGGCUGUCCAUCGAACAAGAGCAGACAUCCACGUUCGAGCAGUCCCCUUGAUGACUACAACAGCGAACAACCAGUGCCAUCGGCCAACAAGGCUACCAGCAACCAGCAGCGUUCAACACAACCAUGCUCCAUACUGAAAUCCACUGCAAAAACGGUGAACAAUGCAGUGAGACAGGCCAACGAUGGGCGUCACGUGAACUUUGUGCCCCGGCUGCAGUCACAGAUGUCCGUAAAUCCAAAUCAAUUGAGUUCCAGUCGUGAUGAUGGCUACUCGGAACCUGGCACACCGGCCAGCUAUACACUGCAGGCGGGAUUGAGGCGCCCCGUCAUAAUGCGCGCAAGUACUGUGCACAAUGCCGUGCCAGGUCAGGCACUCAAUCACCAUCAACAACUUCGCCGCGACGAAGAGAUGGCAGCGAGACCAAGAGCAGGAUCAGCAGCAAUAGCAGCAACAACAAUUCCAACACGACCCAUGAGCCAUCUGGGCAACAGGGAGAAGGUGCUGUCGCUGUUUGCCGUGCCUAGCACAUCGAGCGGCGACAAUACCUGCCACAAGGUGCCGUCCAACAAGGAAAUGGCAACGAAUAAUGAUCGUCUGUCGACACGGGCCAAAACGAAGCACGAGCAACACCUGGAGGAGAGUCGCUUGCCAAUGAAUUCUCAGCUAUUCUCAAGGAGCAGAGAUUUUCCAAACAUACGAAUGGGAAGAACGACAAAUGACAGUGAUCGUUACAUGCCACCGCCGGUGACGCUGGUUUCCGAGCUGGAUUUCAGGACAUAUUGCGAGCACACACGCAACGUGACGUGCAGCGAGCCGCGAGAAGUGGGCGGCGGCACGACGACAACCGAUGUGCCACUCAUGCUUACCAAAAUCAUUGAUAGGCGGCGGCAUAAACAUGACGACAACUUGACACCAGCAACACCAGCAACACCAGCAACAUCAACAUCCUUGGCUGGCUGCAACAUCUGUCGUCAAACUAACAGGAACAACGAGGCAUAUCCAUGCUAUCCACACGAUGUGUUGCAUGGCGAAAAUUAUUAUCCGAGACGUGCCUGCUGUUUGCGUCGUCUGCCCGCAGAGCCGCUGGUCAUUGAAGCCACCCACAAGGGUCUGCGGGAGCAACAAAUGCGACAAAAGUGUCUUUCUGUUCUUUUCUAUGCGCGCAAGUUCUGACCAAUUUAACGAGUUUUAAAUACAUAUCUUAAUAAACUUUCUGUCAAUUAUAA
Drosophila grimshawi is the source of this 5373-nucleotide messenger RNA. RefSeq lists its product as uncharacterized. Bases 164 to 5320 code for a protein of 1718 amino acids. The record is from RefSeq and is a predicted model, not a curated record. The transcript has a single exon. NCBI's taxonomy places the organism in Eukaryota, Metazoa, Arthropoda, Insecta, Diptera, Drosophilidae.